CGUGCCUCGGCACAAAAACAUCCCGAGCGACUGCUUCAAAUACAGCGCAUGGUGGGAGCUGGCAGCUGCUUUUGCAAGCGGACACGACACAAUCCGAGCCCAAACUUUCAACCUCUGAGCUCGGUGGCAAACUCAAAACGUGGAGACGCUUCCCACCGUGAACCUCUCGAAGACGGGCACUGUUUGUGCGAAGACUGACAGCAAGGGUUGUGAAUUCUGAGGGAUUUUCAAACGAAAUCUCUUAAAACUCCGUUCCCUGCUCCAACCAAAAAGCGAACAUGUCGACAAAUCAAGUGAAGAGCUGUCCCAUUCCUACCAGGGUUCUCACCCUGAAAGACUGGUCUCAACUUCCCGACUGCUACAGCCAGACUCCCGGGGGGACCCUCUUCUCCACUACGCCCGGUGGUACCCGCAUCAUCUACGACAGGAAGUUUCUCUUGGAUUGCAGGAACUCCCCUCUUGCACGCACACCCCCAUGCUGUCUCCCCCAGAUCCCGGGGGUGACGUGCCCCGCUACUCACCCUGUAAGCAAACUGCAGGAUGUGAAAGAGGAGGUUGAAGAGGAAGAAAAGGACGUUGCAGAUGACAACCAGUUUGAGAUGGACAUCUGAGCUCCAGUUUUUCUUCCUGUGGAGAGUCAUCCAUCAAAACACCUCCAUGGUCAGUACUGACCGAAAAGCGUUGCCUAUAAGCUUUUUUUCCUUUUUUUUUUUUUUUUUUUUGGAACCAAAAACAAUGGAGGCUAGAAAAGCAGGAUGUUUUUGUUGUUGUUGUUGUUUUUCUAUGAACCCGAAUGUGUUUUUGCUUAGACAUGGUACUGGUUGGGUUGCUUGCUCACUUGAGCAGUUGUAGGAUUUGGAAAGAAAAAAAAAAGAUGUAACAUUUUAUAUAUUUUGUAUAUAUUACAGUGUACUAUGCAGCUUGUUUUUUGUUUUUUUUUUUAAGUUGGCAAAUUCAAGAUUACAAGAAUUUACAUUCAAGUCAAGUCAGCCUUUCUCCUGCAGACUUUUUUUUCGUGUGUGUGAGUAAGUUUCCCCUACUAUAUAAGGCACUCUGCAUUUGCCACAAAGUGUCUACUUUCUUUGAGGGGUCAAGGCCUGUUAAAAAUCAGCUAUUUUCACAGAGGGAGGGAUUCAAUGUGAAUAAUUCCAAAUAAAGGCUGCUAAAAAAAUGA
Hippocampus comes (tiger tail seahorse) is the source of this 1174-nucleotide messenger RNA. It is a transcript of the gene eif4ebp3l, whose product is annotated as eukaryotic translation initiation factor 4E binding protein 3, like. The record is from RefSeq and is a predicted model, not a curated record. Gene Ontology annotation, cellular component: cytoplasm. The transcript is spliced from 3 exons. Gene Ontology annotation, biological process: negative regulation of translational initiation. Gene Ontology annotation, molecular function: eukaryotic initiation factor 4E binding. The coding region runs from base 279 to 611 and encodes 110 amino acids. NCBI's taxonomy places the organism in Eukaryota, Metazoa, Chordata, Actinopteri, Syngnathiformes, Syngnathidae.